AUGAGACAUAAUAUUUUCAGAAUGUCAGUAGAGCAAUGGGUUAGUGAUGAACUUCAUGCAAUUGUGGGUAUCAGUGACCGAACAAUUUGUCAAUACGUCCUCGCUCUUGCUCGAAGAAGUAAUAGCACAGAAGACUUUAUCGGCAAACUCAAAGACAAUGAUGCUCUCGAAAUCAAUGAUAGCGUUCGGCGAUUCGCCUCGCAGCUGAUGAAUAAGCUCCCGAAACCUGCUCCAAAAACAACAACGCGUAAAGGGCCUUCCGCUGCUGAACUCCGAGAGCGGGAACUAAUGCGGCUGAGCAACACUAUGACAGUGUUAGAGGAGGAGGACGAGCCAGUUCACACAAGGAAGUCCUCUCAUCAACGGAAGCGACGUGAGAGCAGUAGUGACGAUGAGACUCCACAAACAUCUAAAAAAGUGGAACCAAAGCAGGAGAAGAGGAAGGAAGCAUCCAGUGACUCCGACUUCGAAGCUAUCGAAGGAGAGCUUGAUCGUGAUAUUAAAGAAAGGGAUGAAUUGGCUGCCAGGAUACGGAAAAGAGAAAAGGAAAAGACUCGCAAUGUGCUUGAGCAGAAAAGGAAGAUUCCAGACAACAAGGACAAGGAGUCGUAUUCAGUCGAUAAGCUUCGAGAAGAGUCACGUCGGCAGUACCUAGCUAAAAGAAAGGACGACAAACUUGACGAAUUGCGGAAGAUUGUGCAUGAUGAUGAAAUUCUGUUCGCAAAUGAAGAUCUGACCGAACGUGAACGAAAGGAUAUGGAAUAUCGCAAGAAAGUAUUGGAGUAUGCGGAACAGCAUGAGAAAGCCGCUGACAUCAUGAAAACCAAACGAUAUUAUGUGCCUGACGCAAAAGUCAAGUCGAUUCCUACAGAAUAUGUUGAGGAAGCGGAAGAAGUUCGUCAUGGAGGUGACGGCGCCAAGUGGGAACAUGAGCAACUUUUGGCGAGUAUGCUGCAUUAUGGUGCGAAGGACGCGAAAUCUAAACAAGAAGAGUUCGAGUUGCUACUCGACGACAAGAUCGACUUUAUUCAAGCUCUCCAAAUGCCUGGUACUUUGGAUGAGAAGGAGGAGGAGAUAACCGCUGCCCAGAAGAGAAAGAUGACGAUAGAGGAAACGCGGAAGUCGCUGCCAGUGUAUGCAUUCCGUGAUCAGUUUAUUGAAGCUGUCAAGGAACACCAGGUACCGUCCAAGGAAAUGCAUUGUGUUAUGAUGAUUGAUGAAGCCCACGAAAGGACUUUGCACACAGACAUCCUUUUUGGUCUUGUUAAGGAUAUAGCACGGUUCAGAAAGGAUCUGAAACUCUUGAUCUCUUCGGCUACCCUUGAUGCGGAAAAGUUUUCAACGUUCUUCGACGAUGCUCCCAUUUUCCGAAUCCCUGGUAGAAGGUUUCCCGUUGACAUCUACUAUACACAAGCUCCAGAAGCCGACUACAUGGAUGCUGUUAUGGUUACGGUCAUGCAAAUCCAUCUCACUCAACCUUUGCCUGGCGACAUUCUUGUGUUUUUGACAGGUUCGGUGCCAUAA
This is a messenger RNA of Cooperia oncophora, 1524 nucleotides long. The record is from the annotation of a GenBank genome assembly. Lineage: Eukaryota; Metazoa; Nematoda; Chromadorea; Rhabditida; Trichostrongylidae.